CUGAUGCGGGCAUGGAUGGUCGUCGUUUCUAAUAGCAGUGUAAAACGAGCCAUAUGGCCCCGUGAGUCAUCGCUGAUAAGAGGACAGAGAACGAACACUUCACUCCAUCGACACAGAAAACUGUGCCUGUCCACUUAAAACUUUUUUUGAGGUGAGAUAGAGCGAGAACGAGAUAGAGACAACCCUUAGCGGAAGUCCCAGUAGUAAGUCCAACAUGGCGUCCGACUUUGGGGACCAACUCCCAGAUGAGGAAAAGGUGCGGAUUGCUUCAAAUUUUGUUAUGCACUCACCUCCUGGGGAAUUCAAUGAAGUCUUUAAUGAUGUGCGGACCCUGGUGAACAAUGAUGCCUUGCUGCGAGAAGGUGUGGCCCGAGCUAUUGCAGAGUACAACAAGGACCAGCUGACACCAGUGAGGCUGGAUGGACAGAGCCACUAUGCACUUGUCACAGAACACAAUGAUCUUGGUGGUGGCCGUUUUGUGGAUCCUCGAGCAAAGCUCACCUUCAAAUUUGACCAUUUACGGAAGGAAGCAACAGAUUUAAAGCCUUGUGAGAGUGAUCCUGCCACAGAGAGUUGGAGAAGUGCAGUUGAGACACAACUCAUUCAGUAUGUCAGUGAUCAUUAUCCACAUGGUGUGUGUGCUGUGUAUGCCCGCACUCAAGGAUCUGCUGUCACACUCACCAUGUGCAUAGAAGACCACCAAUUCCAGCCCAAAAAUUAUUGGAAUGGUCGGUGGCGAUCAACCUGGACUGUGACCCUAGGAGGGGGAAGUGUGGAACUGAAAGGAGUCCUCAAAGUUCAAGUCCACUACUAUGAAGAUGGCAAUGUCCAGUUAGUCACUUCUAAGGAUGUUAAAGGAAACCUAACUGUUGCUGGGGAAGAGGAAACUGCCCAGGAAUUGGUACACUUCAUUGAGGCUGCUGAGAAUGAGUAUCAGACAGCCAUCAGUGAAAACUACCAGACUAUGUCCGACACUACCUUCAAGGCCUUGCGUCGCCAGCUUCCUGUUACACGGACCAAGAUUGAUUGGAAUAAGAUAGUUUCAUAUUCUGUGGGUAAGGAGCUUAAAAAGCAAUAAUAGUAACUGGUGGUCCUAUGGAACAUUUAAAAUAAUUCAUCUGUCUCUAUGGGAUGCUGUAGGGAUAGUUUUAACAGUGCAUUUGGUGGUCAUUAUUCCUACUGAUUAGUAUUGGUUGUUGAAUACUUCAGAGUCAAAUUAUUGUUUUGUCCCUUAAUAUUAUUGAUAUUUGGAGUUUAUCAGUAUCUAUGUUUUCCAUUUUAUCUGCUUUGUUAUAGUUGAUUGAACCCAUCAUGAGUUUUAAAUAAAAUGGUUUGACUUGUUUGGGUAAAGAAAAAAAACAUAUUGCUUUUGGACUUAUGUGGAGUGAACCAUGCCAGUUGAGCACUGUUACUGAAGCUAAAAUUACAUCUUGUUGAACUGUUGUGUAGGCUAUCAGAAACACACAGCAAGGGUAUCCUUUCUAUUGGGAGUGAAACACUGAGCUCCAUGAAACGUUUAGAAAGCAAAGCCAAAUGAAUAAGGCAGAUCUUCCUUUGGAGGAUUACUCCAAUUUUUACAAAUUUAUAUCCUUCAAAAGUUUGUGUGGUCAGUGUUCCACCUUUGAUCAAGUCUUCCUGUGCUUUGUUUUUGAUUGUUUACACAAGCGAUCAAGUGCAACAGGCAACAGGCUCAUUUUAUAGACUUUACAUGAAAGUGUAGUAGAGUCUAUUAGGAAUGUGAGUUUCUGCUGCCAACAUCAUAUUUCUGAAAAGAAGCUGCAUUUUGCAAGAUGGUCCAUGCCGUCACUACUACCCAGACGCCUGUGAUACCUCGCUGAGGGGAGGUCUUAGGGACGAUGUUGGUUCCUAGAGAUGGCCUGCUUGCUAACUGCUUGAUGGUGUUGAUUAUAUAGUACAUAUUUAUCUAAUCAUUUACACUUAAUGUUUAAGAAGUGAUUUUGCAAGAAGUUCCUGUUUUGCCAAGUGCAUUACAGGCCAAAAAUAUAUUAUCAGGUAGCCCAAUGUGAGGGCAUUUCAAUUGUCCUUUGCACAUUAUGGAUGAAGCAAGGUGAGCUCUGCACAAACAAACCUAGAAAGAAAAUAUAUUGUUGCAAAUUU
Messenger RNA from Portunus trituberculatus (swimming crab), 2118 nucleotides. RefSeq names its product F-actin-capping protein subunit alpha-like (gene cpa). The transcript is spliced from 7 exons. The coding region runs from base 215 to 1078 and encodes 287 amino acids. Gene Ontology annotation, biological process: actin cytoskeleton organization; barbed-end actin filament capping. Gene Ontology annotation, cellular component: actin cortical patch; F-actin capping protein complex. Gene Ontology annotation, molecular function: actin filament binding. The record is from RefSeq and is a predicted model, not a curated record. Lineage: Eukaryota; Metazoa; Arthropoda; Malacostraca; Decapoda; Portunidae.